CAACGCGAUACAACACUAACGAGUCCCAGCAAAAGAGCAAAUUGAGUACCAGUAAAAGUGAAAUCCCAGAAAAAGAGCAAAACAAAACACCAAAAAAGCAAAUCAAAGCACAAAAAGAGCAAAGCAAAGCACCAAAAAGCAAAGCAUCAGAAAGGCAGGGCAGUAGCAAAUCAGAGCACCAGCAAAACGAAGUCCUAGCAAAAAAGCAAACACCAGAAAAGUAA
Messenger RNA from Racocetra persica, 224 nucleotides. The record is from the annotation of a GenBank genome assembly. NCBI's taxonomy places the organism in Eukaryota, Fungi, Glomeromycota, Glomeromycetes, Diversisporales, Gigasporaceae.